AUGCUGCGCGUUGGAUCGUUAUUCCAGUGGUUGGUGUGCAGACGGAGUAUCCAUGAAAUGUCAACAAAACGCCCGAUGGACAGUUGUCCCAUCACUGAUCCCGUACUGGAUGUGAGGGAUAUUGAGGGUGUUAUUUGGAGAGGAGAAUAUUUGUCUGCGAUGCCUGGGGAUGAGCCCUCUUCGUGGUGUCUGGACACGCUUCCCAACAACACGACGGAUGCGAGGAAUCUGGAGGAGACACAUCUCAGUGCUGCCUUGCAUGCGGCAUUGAGGUGCCUCGGCAUGCAGGUGCAUCUGGAAGUGACUGAAGAGGGUAACGUCCGUUGUGUCCCAUGCACGGACGGGGCGACGAUUGCGUGGGCCACUCGACCCUACGAUGGGGGAAACGUUAUUUGCCGUGACCACGCGCAGGUGUGCACGAUAUCUGCCAACAGCGGUAGCCUACUUCCAGUGGUUCCGUGGGACGGCGAGGAGAGAGGGUGUGGAGCAGGACGGUUUCACCGGCAUCUACUGAACAAGGAUUACCAGGGGCAUCUGUCCCCGUUGCGGAGAGCAUUGAGACCGGCCGUGGAAAACCACCGAAGGAUGUCGACUUUGCUGCUCCUCAGAAGCAUCCGUUGCCAGAGGAGAAGUGGAUCCAGCCAGGAUGCCCCGAAAUACCGCAAGAAGCUUCUCUCGGUGGCAGGGAUCGAAGCAGCGAGACGGACGGCAGGCAGGACACGUCUCCGACUCCCGGUGAUGACACUGUUGCUGCUGCUUGUCCCUGUCCGCUGCUUCUGCUUGCCUCUGCUGCCGCCGUGGUAA
This is a messenger RNA of Trypanosoma cruzi, 804 nucleotides long. RefSeq lists its product as uncharacterized. NCBI's taxonomy places the organism in Eukaryota, Euglenozoa, Kinetoplastea, Trypanosomatida, Trypanosomatidae. The coding region runs from base 1 to 804 and encodes 267 amino acids. The record is from RefSeq and is a predicted model, not a curated record. The transcript has a single exon.